Molecule: messenger RNA, 2312 nt
Organism: Armigeres subalbatus
Lineage: Eukaryota; Metazoa; Arthropoda; Insecta; Diptera; Culicidae
Product: DDB1- and CUL4-associated factor 11
Exons: 8
Coding region: 458-2110 (550 amino acids)
Biological process (GO): proteasome-mediated ubiquitin-dependent protein catabolic process
Cellular component (GO): Cul4-RING E3 ubiquitin ligase complex
Molecular function (GO): protein binding
Source: RefSeq, a predicted model, not a curated record
GUCAAAAUUUUGGUCAUUGUUGUUCUUCAUUUUCUUUCAUUUUUAUCGUCGCGUUAGAAUAAAAUUGAAAAAAAAAUCAAAGUAAACCCGUUAAUUGAAUCGUGAAAUAUUUUGAAUUUAUUCUACGAUUAGUGAGGCAUUACAGAGAACAAUUUUCAACAAUCAAGUUCUACGGUAUUUAAAAGGAACGGUCGUGAUACCUGUGAGGUAAUUUUUAGUUGCGUAGAAACAAGCAAACUGCGUGACUUGGACGAUUCUAUUCGUCGCCUUGGACGAGAGCUCAGUCUGCGAUUCCCGAAACAAGGUCGCAUAAUCUUGUGAAAUCCUAGCGUGGAAACCAAUCCUUAUUAGAGAAAUUAUUAGAUUUGUUGACGAUUAAGCGGUUGUGAGUUCCGGAAAGCAGGGCUUACUUUUCGGAUUAUUAACUCCCUUAGUUAAGGGACCUUCAGAAGGUUUUAUGGGCAAUAUUGUCCUGCGUAGUCGUGCCCUGGCGAACAUGAGUGACGUAGAAUUGGAAGAUGUUGAUAUUAUCGACGAAGAAGACCUUUUCGAUGAUCCUAUGGAAGGGGAGGAGGCUACACAGGAGAAUCAUUUAGUAUCAAUUUUACGACAACUAAUCAGCAGCGGCGAGAUACAGAUUCUCAACAACGAUCAUUUCUAUUCGAUGUCCCUGCCUGUUAUCAAAAGACGACCAAACUUGGAGCAAUUGAAGAAAAGUGCUAUCUAUCAAAGCAUUAAACAAGCGUCCGGAUAUGGAGCAGACGCUGGCAGUCCGUCGGAACAAUUUUCCAUACUUCGUAUGCUUGCAAAUCGUCAAAGUGGACUGGGUGCGAAAGGCGGACCAUUCGUACAGAGCAAUAAAUGUAAAAUCAACAACUUGUUUGUUCCGAAUCGAACGGAAAAACACAUGUACAACUGCAAAUCUAAAGUGUUCUGCGGACGGUUUUCCCGCGAUGGGUCUCAGUUCAUAAGCGCCAGCCAGGACAGCAUGAUUCGUGUGUUCGAUGCUACCACCAGUCGGUAUCCGCUGGUGAAACAGAUCGAGGCGAAACAUGUCUCCUGGUCCGUGCUAGAUAUCGAUUUCAGUCCCGAUGGAGAUCACUUCGUCUACUCCACGUGGGCCGACGCCUUGUUCGUCUCUCGCAUGCACAACAUGGAAUCGGAUGAUAUACACUGUCUCUUCCUUCGGCCAAAUUGUCCAAAAUUCGGAGUUUUUACCGUUGCAUACUCGAAUUGUGGGAAGCAAAUUCUGGGAGGAGCAAACGAUGGUUGUUUAUAUGCAUACGACUUGGUAGCAAAUCGACGCGUUUUGAUGGUUCCAGUAGGGCAGGAAAAACAUGAUGUCAAUGCAGUUGGAUUUCUGGAUGAAACAUCAAACAUCUUCUUCAGCGGAACGGAUAACGGCUUGAUAAAAAUAUGGGAUCGUCGCUGUCUCAAUGAGGUGAAUCCAGAAGCAGCGGGAGCGCUAGUUGGGCAUUACGAUGGCAUCACUUAUAUUGACUCACGUGGUGAUGGACGCUACAUUAUUUCCAACUCUAAGGAUCAAAGCAUCAAGUUGUGGGAUCUUCGAGUAUUUUCCCCAGCGGAUGCCGUUGCCAAAUCAAAGAAUCAUCUUUGUUAUGGGAAUUGGGACUACCGUUGGGACGAGGUACCUAAGAGAUUCUAUAACCCAACGAAAGCGUUAGAAGGGGACACCAGCGUGAUGACCUACCGUGGACAUCGUGUACAAAAGAGUUUGAUUAGGGCCAAAUUUUCUCCAGCUGCUACAACUGGACAACGUUACAUUUAUACUGGUUGCGGAACCGGUCGUCUGAUAAUAUACGACGCUCUAACUGGUAAAAUUGUACAGGCCAUCGAAAGCCAUAGGGAUGCAGUUCGUGAUGUAGCUUGGCAUCCACAUAGGCCGGAAGUGCUGACGUGCUCGUGGGACUUCCAUGUAAACCUGCAAACUUACCAAUGCGAGGAAAAUGUAAACAAAAAGACGUGCCCUUAUUCUUCGCGGACUCGCCGACUGGAGGACAGCGACGAUGAAAGUGAAAACGAUAGCCCCCCGUUGCGCCGUUCGCGCCGAAUAGCUGAACUGCGACGGGCACAAACCAACUACGAAUAGACUUAUCAAAUUUCAGAAACAGGCCGUUAAACAAUCAGUCUUAGUCCUAUGAAAUUCAGUUGCUCAGUGGGGAAGAUGUUUAGUUUUUAUGUGUUUUCCCUUCAAACGACAUAUGAGUUGCAUCUACAAUUUUAUUCUUAAAUGUGCCUGACACAAGGUCAUCUAGUUUCAGCUUAAUAAAGAAGUAUAUUUCUAAACGGUA